AUGGGCAAUUGCAUCAGCGGCUGCUGCGGCGACAAAAAGCCUGAGGAGACGCCUGUGAAAGACGAAGCUUCCACUCAAAAGGCCGAAACCGCUGGCGCGCCUGAGCUGCCGCCACACACUUCCGCUCAACAGACCGAAACCGCUUGCGCGCCCCAGCCGUCACACACGCCGUCCUCCGUUGCGGACCACCGCGCAUACCAAUCCGCGCCACACCUCAAGCCGCGGAGCGUCCACCCUUCCAAAGUCGUUCCCGGCAACCCUUCCCCCCCGCCUGCUCAACCCUCCGCGGAAGAACUACCGCGCGCCCCAACCACCUCCUCCGGAGAGUGCUCGUCCGGAGAGCGCUCGUCCAGAGAGCGCGACCGUUCGGCGGAGCAGGGCGUCGCCGCCGUUCCCCCCCGCAGCGCUAACGAUUCAUCGAGCUCCGCCGCACCCUACUACGACCCAUCGCAAUCCGCAAUAUAUUACAACUCGAAUUACGUCCCCCAAUCCAUCCAAGACUCAUCCAAUUAUUCAGCCGCAGCCGCAGCUGAAGGCGCCGCUCCGCCACCGUCUUCAGCCGCUAUUUCGUCCGCCGACCCAGAGCCUUCUUCCAACUCGGAGCAACUCGAUUCCAUAACGUGCACACAUGGGAGCGUCUGCGACUCCGCGGCCGCCUCCGCCACCGCCUCCGCGCGGAUGUCCGCCGACCUCCCUCCGCUCCGCGAGUUCACCUACGCGGAGCUGCGCGCGGCGACGGGGGGAUUUGCGCCUGCGCACGAGAUAGGGAAGGGGGGGUUCGGAACGGUGUACCGCGGGCGGAUGGUGCUGCCUGCGGCGGACGGCGGAGAGAUGAUUGAGCGCGAGGUGGCGGUGAAAGCGACAAACGGAAAGCAGUUCACCGAGCGAGACAUGAGGAGUUUCAAGGCUGAGGUGGAAGCCAUGUCAGCAGUGAAUCAUCCCAACAUUCUGACGCUGGAAGGCGUGGCGUUCAGUGCGGAACACAGGCCGCUUCUCGUGUAUGAGCUCAUCCCUGGAGGCGACGUUUUCAACCUCCUGCGACAAGUCCGCAGGAACGAAGCACGGUUUCCGUGGAGGGAUCGUGUGAAGGCUGCGCUGGGGUGUGCCGAGGCGCUUGCUGCCAUUCAUGAGAACAAGUAUAUUCACCGCGAUUUCAAGUCAAUGAAUGUGCUUCUCCGACAGGAUCGUACUCCAGUGGUGGCUGACUUUGGGUUGGCUCGCACAAUUGAGGAUUGGAAAACACAUGUCUCAACAACCGUGGCUGGCUCGUGGGGCUACGUCGACCCAAACUAUCUUGAGACGGGCCAUCUGUGCCAAAACGCUGACACAUACGCGUUUGGCGUGUUUCUUUUGGAGCUAGUUUUUGGCUAUCAGCCCUAUGAAGAAGAGUAUAAAGAGCUGAAAAAGGUGGUCAGCCCAACGGAUUUCAAGAAACCUUCCUUGGUUGCCGACCCAACCAUGGAGGGGGAGUGGGAAAAGUUGCAUGUUCUUCAAAUCCUUGCUAUGGCUCGCUGUGCCACGGUCACCGAGCCGCAUGAUCGGCCUGCAAUGGGGCAAUUAGUGGCAGAACUUCAGCGUAUCUGGAGCGAGAUUUAG
This is a messenger RNA of Closterium sp. Naga37s-1, 1596 nucleotides long. The record is from the annotation of a GenBank genome assembly. Lineage: Eukaryota; Viridiplantae; Streptophyta; Zygnematophyceae; Desmidiales; Closteriaceae.